AUGGGAAAACCCCGCGUCUCGUACUUCUACCACCCGGAGGAAGGCAACUUUUACUAUGGCCCGGGCCACCCCAUGAAGCCCCACCGGCUUAAGCUCGCCCACCACCUCGUGCUCAACUACGAUCUCUUCCGCAAGAUGGAAGUGUUUCAACCGCACUGGGCGUCACCGGAAGAAAUCAAGGCCUUCCACGCCGCCGACUAUGUCGAUUUUCUGCAGAAAGUGAGCCCGUCGACUGAAAAGUCGAUGCAGACCCAAGUCGACAAAUACAACAUGGGCGAGUUCUCCGACUGCCCGGUCUUUGAUGGCGUCUUCAACUUUAGUCAAAUCUCGGCCGGCGGCUCGUUGGACGCGGCGUACCGCCUCAACCAAGGACUGAGCGACAUUUGCAUCAACUGGGCCGGUGGGCUGCACCAUGCCAAGAAGGCCGAAGCAUCCGGCUUUUGCUACAUCAACGACAUUGUGCUUGGGAUUCUCGAGCUCCUCAAGUACCACGCCCGCGUGCUCUACAUUGACAUUGACGUCCAUCACGGCGACGGCGUCGAAGAAGCGUUUUAUGUCACGGACCGCGUCAUGACGGCGUCGUUCCACAAGUAUGGCGACUUCUUUCCUGGCACUGGCCACGUCAAGGUACAGUAG
Saprolegnia parasitica CBS 223.65 is the source of this 636-nucleotide messenger RNA. RefSeq lists its product as hypothetical. The transcript is spliced from 6 exons. Gene Ontology annotation, molecular function: histone deacetylase activity. The record is from RefSeq and is a predicted model, not a curated record. The coding region runs from base 1 to 636 and encodes 211 amino acids. Lineage: Eukaryota; Oomycota; Saprolegniomycetes; Saprolegniales; Saprolegniaceae.